Sceloporus undulatus (fence lizard) is the source of this 1508-nucleotide messenger RNA. RefSeq names its product potassium two pore domain channel subfamily K member 4 (gene KCNK4). The transcript is spliced from 7 exons. NCBI's taxonomy places the organism in Eukaryota, Metazoa, Chordata, Lepidosauria, Squamata, Phrynosomatidae. The record is from RefSeq and is a predicted model, not a curated record. Gene Ontology annotation, cellular component: membrane. Gene Ontology annotation, molecular function: potassium ion leak channel activity. The coding region runs from base 135 to 1508 and encodes 457 amino acids. Gene Ontology annotation, biological process: stabilization of membrane potential; potassium ion transmembrane transport.
AUGAAAGGGGGAAAGAUGUGGGGCCACAAGCCCAAGGGAAAGAUCUGAGGAGCUGUCUGGGAAACAAAGAGGAGGUGAAUUAUCCACCGCCACCUCUGCCUCCAGCCAUCUGCCCUCCGGACCACCAUGGUUCCAUGCCAGUAGUGUGCUACCCAUCCAAGGAAUCAAUCCUGAGCCCACGGCCUCCCGAACGCUCCGCUGUGAUGCGCCGCACCACCGUCUUGGCCCUCUUCUCUGUGGUCUUGGUUUACCUGGUGACGGGGGCCUUUGUCUUCCGCCAGCUGGAACAGCCCUAUGAGCGCCACCAAAAGGUGAAGGUCCAAGCCCACCUGGAGCACUUCUUGAGGCUGCACCAAUGCGUUGCUGCUGAAGAACUGGAAGACCUCAUCCAGCAAGUAAGCGAGGCUAUGGGAGCUGGAGUGGACCCUGUCAUCAACAGUACAAAUGUUAACAGCUCACACUGGGAUAUGGGCAGCGCGUUUUUCUUCGCUGGCACAGUUAUCACCACAAUCGGAUUUGGGAAUAUCUCCCCCAAGACUGAGGCCGGCCGGCUCUUCUGUAUCUUCUACGCUCUUGUGGGAAUUCCUCUUUUUGGGAUGCUGCUUGCAGGAGUUGGCGACCAUUUGGGAUCCUCUCUCCGGAAAGCCAUUGGCAAAGUGGAAGACAUUUUUUUGAAGUGGCAGGUCAGCGCUACCGUCGUGAGGGUCCUCUCGGCCCUUCUCUUCAUACUCUUUGGCUGCCUCCUCUUCGUCUCUUUGCCGACCAUCAUCUUCCAGCGAGUGGAAGGCUGGACCCUCCUGGAGAGCGUCUACUUCGUGGUCAUCACACUGACCACCAUUGGGUUUGGUGACUACGUAGCAGGUGACACAAAAAGUGAUGAACACAUAUGGUACCAACCUCUGGUGGUGGUCUGGAUUUUACUCGGCUUGGCGUAUUUUGCCUCUAUCCUCACCAUGAUUGGCAACUGGCUGCGAGUGUUAUCCCGGCGCACAAGAGCGGAGAUGGGAGAUUUGACCGCACAUGCCGCCUCCUGGACAGGCAAUGUGGCAUCCCAGCUGCGUGUACCAAACAUGGCGUUUCCAGAAAAGCUGCACAGAGUGGGCACCUUGAAAGGGAAGCCACUGUCACCUUCGGCCCUCAUGCAGCAGGGGGAAAGCCAGGAGCCGGUGAUGUUACCGCCAGAAGAACAGUUGCCAUCACCACCUCCAGCUUUGCCACCACCACCACUGCCUCCACUGCCAUGCCCAAGCCCAUCUCCCGGGACCACACAGCGUGUGGCACAGCUGAAUGCCCGCAAUGCCACCCCACUACGGCCUAUAGACUACUCAGGUGAAAACCUGGCAUUCAUCGAUGAGAGUUCAGAUGCACUGAGCGACGGGGGACCACCUUCAGUGAGGCCACCCCGUCGCAUGCGUCCUCGGGCUCGGCACCGUGCCAACAUUGGCGAACCACCAGGACUGCCCAUGAUUCUCUUGAGCCGGACCCGAGACAAAGGCGAGUCCGUUUGA